This is a messenger RNA of Suillus bovinus, 2789 nucleotides long. RefSeq lists its product as uncharacterized. The record is from RefSeq and is a predicted model, not a curated record. Gene Ontology annotation, biological process: nucleosome assembly. NCBI's taxonomy places the organism in Eukaryota, Fungi, Basidiomycota, Agaricomycetes, Boletales, Suillaceae. Bases 83 to 2407 code for a protein of 774 amino acids. Gene Ontology annotation, cellular component: nucleus; CAF-1 complex. The transcript has 10 exons.
CAAUCAUCCAUCCACGACGCGACUGGCUAGAGGCGCGCUUUUUUCGUUCCCGACUACUUGGUAGUUUUAAUCAUUCCGCACAAUGGGAGAUACAGAGCCAAAGGAUACUUCCAGUGCAUCAAUACCUACUGCAAAGAAACCUCUCGCUGAGUUGAAAAAUGGCAAAGUUAUCUUCAAGCAGAAGCCCAUAUCAUUUGAGAAGUCGUCAGAAGCGAUGCAAGAAAUUGUCCAGUUCCGGGAGAUGAUUGAGCAGCGAAUUGCUAGGCAGGACCCCCCACUUACUGCUAUUCCAGACGAACAUAGACCGCUGAUAGUGAAGCUUGCGCAAGAGAGUGAGAAGAGUGUCACUCCGCUUGCGAAGCAUAUCCGCUCAGAACUUCUUCCAUCUUUCGAUGAGGACGAUGACUCUUCGCGCGAAAGUAUAUCACUUGCUUUGCCUCUUCUUGUGGUAGAGCACGCCAUUCAGUCGCUCAUGGUCAGAAUGAAUUAUGGCCUGGAUGGGCCAUUAGGAUACAAAAUCCCUUCUGUUGUGUGUGUUUGGCGAUGGGAGGUCAGAGACGACUAUAGGGAUUGGCUACCCAAGUCUGCCAAAGAGAAGGCUGAGACAAGAAUAGCUGAACGUGUCCAGGCCAAGGCAGAGCUUCUCGCAAUCUUCGAAAGUCUACCGCAGGACGAGCGGGAUGCUAUCCUCGACCCGAAAGGUACUAACAAACUCCCCACUAAAGACAUCAAUAAACCCAAUCCCCCGAGCAAUACAACUACUGAACAGGUUGAUGCAGCAGAGCUCAAGGGCUCGUCAUCCCAACGUGAUCCAAGCGUCAGUGCCAACGAACUCGAAAACAUUGAUUCCGGGAGUGGAACUCCAAAAGCUCGACAGCGAAAAGUUAUAGAUGCAGAGAAAGCCGCGAAGGUCAAAGAGAAGGAAGAAAGGAAGGCAGCCAAGGUUGAAAAAGAGAAGAAGCAAAAGGCGACCCAGGACAAAUCUCGGUCUCUUAUGGCUAACUUCUUCGGCAAGGCCAAGGCUCCUCCCCGCGAGUCGCCUUCAAAACCCGUUUGUGGGACUUCCACUAGUGAAUCAGAUUUUCAGAAGACGUUUAGGCCUUUUGUCUUGAAGAAAGGCGCAGAAAUGGCACCGGUGAACUGGUUCUUAGAGUCUAGCAAACCAGCUUGGAAGAAGCAGACCUCAGGUUUCAGCCAUGCAGACGCAAUCGUCGUCGAUGAUGCUCAAGGCUCGGAGAUGAAUGACAUUGAUAUAUUUGUAAAUACCACACCAGCAUUCAAUCAUGUCGAAGCUAAUGCACAAGAGCGCCUCCAGGAUGUUAUACGGUUGUUGCGACCGCUUCGGCUCACACAGCCCUGCGACCGAUCGAAAUCCUACUUCAAAUCCUUCAGCCCGUGUAGUACGAAAGAUAUAUAUUCCCAGCUCAAUGAUGCUGAAAUAGCUGGGGAUACAUCUCAAGCUCGCUACUUGUCAAACAUUCUUAGGGACAGGAGGAUGCUUCCAGCGAAGGUCUUGAUUUUCCAUGAGGAUGCGCGUCCUGGAUACUAUGGUUCCUGGACGAAGAACUCGCGCAUUGUUGGUCCUAGAUCACCCUUCGCUCGUGAUCUGCUUGUCCGAGAUUACGGAUACGAUUCCGGAGAGGAAUGGGAAGAUGAAGGCGCAGCAGAUGCGGACAAUGUUGACGACGACGACGAUGAGGAGGGUGACGGGGAGGAGAAUGAUUCUGAUCUGGAAAGCUGGCUAGUGGAUGAUGAUGAGAUUGAAGAAGUUGUUCCGGAUGACCGGGACCUAUCACCUUCACUCUCGGACAUACCACUUCCCCCUCCCAAGAGGAAAGCAGAGCCUCUUAGCAAGCAGCCUGAAAAGAAGCGGAAGAUCGUGGUCCCUCUCGUCCCCUAUGUCAAAGGUCCUCUGUGGGAGUCGGUCAUAGGCCAAUGUGAAUAUGAUCCUUUCAAACCAUACCGCAUACAGUUAUUUAAUGAUAUACCAUACCCAAUCGACCCCUUUAGAUUCGUUGCAAAGACUGCCGAAGAAUUUCGGCAAUCAGAUUACGAGUCGAAGUUCGCGGUUCCCUCCCUACCCAAUCGGCUAUCAGGAAACAGCGGCAUUGCAGAGUCAUCAGCUUCUCCUGCUCAGGCUUCAGCAAACAAGCGUGCUAUCCCAGCAUCCACGCCGAAGACCACAUUCCCCGAUGCACAUGUCCCUCUGCUUAUCAGCAAGAUCACGACUUUGGCGACGGCAAACCUUACAUUCAUCGUAGAAAGCGUUCACCAGGAGCUUCGUGCACAUAAGGUGAAGAAGAAUGCUAUUGAGGCAAAGGUCCGAGAGGUGGCAGAAAAGUCCAAGGAGAAGAAAAUAUGGGUUAUCAGCGAAGGGCAACACUCACGAACGUCGAUUCCCUCUUAAUAUAAUACCUGAACGUUGAACCACCAUUUUAAGUGCUCGUGGUUUUGAUUGCUUCGGAUGAAACCUUCUGUUUCAUACAGUAGAUUAGGGUGAUUCAGAAUUGUAGCGCCAGCUGCGUUCUAUGUAGAUAUAUCCUGUGCAUCAAAUUGGACCUUCUCAUGAGUGACCAGCAUUCCGUAGUUUAUUAGUAUCAAAGCUGACAUCGGGAGGGACCACAAGAAAAUAAAUAUACGUAUUAGUCCACAGCAUGCAUAAUAACAGAUAAGAUAUCCUUCAGAUUAUCAUCAUCAUGAGCUUGCCAGCUUCCAAAGCUGAGCGGCAUCAUCAAAAUCUGAUUUACUUUCAUCGGACGGGAAGGAGUAGAUGUCAUUAGAUUCGCCGC